Messenger RNA from Anopheles coustani, 3055 nucleotides. RefSeq lists its product as uncharacterized. The transcript is spliced from 9 exons. Gene Ontology annotation, molecular function: protein binding. The record is from RefSeq and is a predicted model, not a curated record. Lineage: Eukaryota; Metazoa; Arthropoda; Insecta; Diptera; Culicidae. Bases 1 to 2559 code for a protein of 852 amino acids.
AUGGAUGGAUCACCCCCGAAGACUAACCGAAAGGUACGUUUCUCGCUUCCCGAGCCCACCGUACCGGCCGUUCCCUCGACAGCACCGACCCAGAAGCAACGGAUGGCCCACGGUACGGUACAGUACGUCAACGGUACCCUCAUCAGUCAUCAGUCGCAGCAAACACACCCUCCAGCGGCAUCCCACGGCGGCGUCGGUCAGUCCCGUGCCCACCAAGCACUCCAGGUAACGCCCACUCCAACGUCCCUGUCGUCGUCGGGCCCGGGAGGUUGCAGCUUCAAGCCGAAGGAACUGAACAACAAAAUCGUUCUGCAUCUGAGACCAUCCGUCAGCUCUCUCGAUAGCAGUGGAAGCGAUCAGGGAUCAUCUCCCAAGGCCGGCCAAUCACCGGGCGCCUCCAUCGACGGCGGAAAGGGCGGCCCAUCGACGAACCGGCAGAAAUCGUUCUCCCAAAAAUCCACCCACGGAACCAACGGAACCACCGGAUCGGGUGGAGCCCGUUCGCUAAAGUCACUGCCACAGAUAAACCAGAAGUUCCCCAGCUCGGAGGACGUCAAUAAUAAUGUUGGCACGGGGGGCCCACCGACGAUCGGGGGUGUGGGUUCGGCGAGCAGGCAAAAAUCGAGUGACGAUCUCAGCUCGCUCGGCAUGUGGAACCACCCGGUGAAGAAGCCGACGAUUAUUUUGCGCACGAUUUCGGCCAGCGGAACCCAGCAGAAGAGCCUCACGGGGCGCACCUCGAGGGGGAAGGGUGGCCUGGGGAAGCUGCCGGCAUCCGGUGCGUCGUUCGGUGUGUCGCGCUCCACGAAGACGCUCAUCUCGCCGCAUCUGCAACCGAUGGAGGGUGGCGGUGGUGUGUUGAUAAGGGUGCAGGAAAAUUGCACCGCGGUCAAGUGUACGAACGAGGCAAACGGGGCGAGGAUCGACGAAAUCAACGUGUCCAGUAUUAUCCGUGCCACCAACCCUGGCUCAACCUCCACGACACCAACGACGACGACGACAACAGCGUCACGUCCGUACGGAAAAUCGAGCCAAUUUCUGGCCGUCCCGGAGUACAGCGAUCGGUACGAAGGCAUGGAGACGGUCGUGUCGGCCACGCUGCCCGACGAGGAGGAGGACGAUGACCUCGAGGACAGCGAACAAGACGCGGCCGAAGAGUCCGGUAACGGACGAAACGGGGCGAGAAAUGGUCACGCGGCGGAAGAAAACGGUGGCGGCGAUUCGAAAGCGAACCACAACCACAACCACAACAACCAUGUCAAUGAAGAGGACGACACGAGCUUCCGGUGCAGCCGGGACACGAAGCUUAGCCGGGACAAGAAUACCGCGCAGUUCUGGGACUUUGUCGAGCGAUGGCGCACCAAUCGGGCGUUGAAAAAGCUCGAAAGCGCCACCUACCAUCAUCGGUCGCCAUCUUCCUCGUCCGAUCCCCACCCGACCGGCGGCAGCAACGCGUCCAUCACGCCAGUUUCCAUCGGUGGUUCGAUCAAGUCGGACGCGAAAAGUCCCACGUUAAGUUCACGUAUUCGUGCCCUCAGAAUGAGCCUGGAGCAGGUACCGACGGUGACGACGCUACUACGGGCGUCCCGCGACGCCAACGAGUACCUGCUGAAGGAGGUCUUCCGAGACAUUCUGGAGAAUGGCAUCUCGAAGGAGAACCUCAACUCCACCGAUCGCAGCGGCAGGACGGCCAUAUCGUACAUAUGCUCGACGAAUUUAACCAACUUUUUGGAGCUAUUUCUGCAACUGCCCGGCAUUGAUGUCAACAAACCCGACAACGAGGGCAAUACGCCGCUGCACUUUGCAGCCCAAGCCGGACUUUCGGAUGUGGUGAACAUGCUCAUCACCAAGUGCCGCAGUUUGAUCAUCGACCCGAAGAACAACCUGGGCUUCACACCGCUGAUGAAGGCUGCCCUCCAGGGACGGACGCGCUGCGCCAAGCUGUUGCUGUUCGCUGGGGCAUCGCCAGUCGAAACCGAUGCCGGACGAGGAUUUAGGGCGGAACAGUGGGCGCGCUUCUGUGGAAGGCACACCUGUGCGGAAACGAUAGAGCAGUGCGCCCGAGCCCGGUUGCUGGACAAAUCGACACCCUGUGGCAGAUGGUCGCACGAUAUCAAUCUACCGGUGGACAAGAAUGCCCUCAAGGCACGUAGCUGCAGCAUCACGCCACAGCCAACGCAAAAUGGAUUUCGCUCCAAGUUCCGCAAAGUAUUCCCAUUCAAUUUCAACUCCUCGAAGGAAAAACCGGCCAGCAAGGAGGGCGAGGAAAACUACACGAAGGACCUGGUGAACUAUCUGAAGUCGGCCACGCUGUGCGUGAGCGGUCCCGCCCUGUCCGCCAACCGGAAAAUCAUCCAGAGCCUAAUCCGACCGUUGGAAGUGCCAAAACUGGAGGUAACGUACGCGAACAACAAUGCGCUCAUCAAAAAGUAUGAGGCAACGAUCGAGAACGGUGCCACGGAUGCCGGGCGCCGCGACUCGGUGGAAGGAACCACCGACAGCCGGAAUGGGACACCGGCUCACUCGCCAGUACCGACCAGGGCGAAAGUACGAAAUUAGAUCGGUUCUUUCCCGCUGCUGCAAAAACGGCUGUAGAUCCUGGAAGGGCACCAAUCGGAUCUACGAAACGAUAGAACGAUCGUGAAUGAUCUUUAAUGAAUCCACUCCAAAUCUCGUAUAGAAACAUACAAAAAAAUAUACCUUAAGUUUACAAAACACACCGACACAAGUCCCCCUAUUGUGUACUAUCGAAUUGCUACUCCAACAAACAUAUCCUUUUUUCGCCGUAGUAUAAUAGAGUAAGAGCAAAUAGCAAAACCAAAUCAUUUUGAUGAGGAUUUCAUAUCGGCAUUUUCAAGUUUUCAAUGUUAUCUCAUGUAAAAUAUGAAAAUCGUUGGAAAAUAGGACGGUAAGGAGGGAAUUGUAGCAUCUCAUUGCAUAAUGUGAGGUUUGUACUUUCACGCAUCAAAUUAGACUAAACUACGUAUAAGUUAUGAAAGCUCUAUUACUCACUUUGCAUCGUAAAACCAAGCGAAUGAAAAAGUCAACCAUUGUA